AGCUGUCCAGCGCCGUGGUUCUGAAAACGUCGUGGCUGCCGCAGCGUUUGAGGCAACGCGCGGUUCGCGAGAAAACGAGGGGAAAUGAGGCUUAAAUGCGCAGGGAUCACGUUGCAUUAGUUCCCUCCGGUAGUUUGUGUUCUCUCGGUCCUUUUCGUGAAGGCAGGACGGGGUUUUACUUCUGAGAUUUUUGCCAAGACCGCCUGCUGUAUGCUCGCUAGUUGCAGCAGCGGAUAAGCAGGGGGGAGAGCAGAAGAAGGAAGGAGGGAGGGGGAAAAGAGACACCAAGUGAGGAGCAGAGACGUGGCUCUCAGCAGGAUGUCCUGGUCACUGGACCUUCUCCCUCUGUCCCCCUGUGUGGAGCUGGGUGGGCCUCCCCUAAGUGGUCUGCUGUGGACCCUGCUGCUGCUCUUCCUCUGGUACUGCUAUCGCGUGGGCUCCGACCCACCAUCCUGCCGGAGCCACGUAGGAGCGCUGAAGUCCAGCUCCACCCUCUCCGCCCUGUCCCGCUCCACCACAGACAUGGGACGCUCAGCCCCCAAAGCUGCCCCAGCCAUUGCCAUGGAGACAGGCGAGGAGGAGGGAGGAGAGAGCUACCUCACCCCAGUGUUAAGCCACGCCCCUUUCCCCAUCCAGGCAGCAGCAGGAAGCAGGAAACUGUAUUCGGCACUGCAGGAGUACGCCAAGCGCUACAGCUGGGCCGGCAUGGGCCGCAUUCACAAAGGCCUACGCAACCAGGCCAGGAUGAAUGAUCGCGCCUCCAUCCAGAAGCCGCACCUCUUUUACCUGCCCGAUGUUCCCAGUAUCCCCUUCUUCCCUCGGGAUGCUCAUCGCCAUGACAUAGAUGUUCUGGAGGCCAGCUAUUCCAUAAUCCUCGCUGAAUUCCAGGCAGUCUACCAGAGAGGCAUUGACACAAAGUUGGGGUGGACUUACCAUGGACCAAAGGGUCAGGCUGUGUUUCCACUGUAUAACGCAGGAGUGUGUGUGGCGAGUAACUGUCGUGCGUGUCCGUGUACAUACCGCACCCUCCUCUCCCUCAGAACCUUCAUCAGCAGUAACUCUCUGGGGGCUGCAGGUUUCUGGGUGCUAGGCCCCGGGGCCUCGCUAGGAGGAGUUUAUGGCCCCACCAACACACGUCUGCGCUGCCAUUUGGGCCUACAGACUCCUGCCCAGUGUGAGCUGGUGGUGGGUGGUGAGCCGCAGUGCUGGUCUGAAGGACACUGCCUCCUAGUGGAUGACUCCUUCUUGCACACCAUCUCUCAUAACGGUGGCGCUGAAGAUGGUCCAAGAGUGAUUUUCAGUGUGGAUCUAUGGCACCCGAAUGUGGCUGCAGCAGAGAGACAGGCUCUGGACUACAUCUUUGCUCCUGAGCAGUAAUAAGCUACAUAUCCCACCAGUUUCACCAAAACAAGAAGAGAAAGUUUACCAGAUUAUUUACACAGAAUUCAACUAAACUGGUGGGGUUUCUCCCCACAAGUCUACCAAACACAGAGACGAGAUGGAGUUACUCAUUCACUUAUGUGGCCAUACCUUUGUUGUAGGUUCUUGCUUUGUAUUCUACUGCCCAGAUAUUCUCUUCAACUCUGAGUCUUCCACAAGCACAGUUUUCUAUCUCACCAGGCUCUCACUGGAGCACUAGAGCUGACAUGCACCCACAAAUACUGUGAACAAGCAGAUGUUUUGAAUAUCUUCAUAUCUAUUUUUGAUUUGUGCCUGUCUCGAUGACUCCGAUCUCCUGUUCUAUCAUUUCGUGCCUGAUUUCUUCACCUGAUUGUGACCUCUUAUUCUGAUAUAUACUGUGACUCGAGCUAUUCCGUCAAUACUGUAUGUAGAUUAGACUUGUGUCUGUUGCUGAAGACCUUGUUUUAUGAUAUUGAGUUUUGUUUUCAAGAGCUUUAUUUUCAGACACAUUGUUUAAAGCACACAGCAAAAAAGAGAAGCCUAUGUGUUUGAUCAGACUGCAUGCAUGUGUUGUGAAGCCCAGCCGUACAGCCAAUGCAAUGCAUCUGAACCAUCUCCCUCGCAAUGCAAAUGUAUAACCCAUUCAAGGUGUAUUCCCUAAAUAAAGACUUUUGUUAAA
Molecule: messenger RNA, 2080 nt
Organism: Colossoma macropomum (tambaqui)
Lineage: Eukaryota; Metazoa; Chordata; Actinopteri; Characiformes; Serrasalmidae
Gene: asphd1
Product: aspartate beta-hydroxylase domain containing 1
Exons: 6
Coding region: 319-1377 (352 amino acids)
Source: RefSeq, a predicted model, not a curated record